AUGCUGAGCACCGAGGAAAAGGAUAUCCAUUCGGGUUUGAUCGGCCCGAUCUUGGUCUGUCACAGAGGAACGCUUCGUAAAGCGACCAGCCCCGACACCCGAGAAUUUGUCCUGCUUUUCAUGAUCUUUGAUGAAGAGAAGAGUUGGUACUCUGACCAAAGGUGCCACAGAACUGGAACAGCGAAGCCCUCGGAAGAUCCAAAGCCUCACAGAUUCCACGCGAUCAGUGGGUUCGUCUCCUACUUGCCGGGACCGAGGAUGUACCAGGAUGAGCUGGUGCACUGGCAUUUACUAAACACGGGCAGCUCUCAAGAUCUCCAUGUGAUUCACUUUCAUGGCCAGACCCUGUCGGAAGGCGGAAAUCAAGCACACCGGUUGGGGGUCUAUCCCCUCCUGCCUGGUAUUAGUAUGAUGAUUAUUACCGACUUUUAUUACGGAUUGCAAGAUGCCAAUGGGAUUAAACAGUGGAAUUAUUUUGGAUUCACAUAUCAGUGCAUCUGGACAUCACGAUUGACCUCCAGAGGGAACUUGUCCUGUAAGGGGAUUCAGACCCAAGGAGCCAAGCAUUAUCUCAAGUCCUACUUCACUGCCCAAUUUUAUCUGACCUACAGCACGGACGAGAGGAGAUGGAAUGCCUUCAAAGGGAAGAGCACUCUGAAACAGCAGAGCUUUGAUGGCAAUUCAGAUGCUUCUACAAUCAAGGAAAUCGAGAUUGACCCACCUAUUGUGGCUAAAUCCGUUAGGAUCUACCCAACUCUAUACUACCGUAGGCCUACCUUGCGUCUGGAGCUGCGGGGCUGUGAGGUACCGGGUUGUCACACACCCCCGGGAAUGGAAAGCAAGGACAUAGCCAAAGCUCAGAUCGCAGCCUCCUCCUUUAAGACGUCUUGGUGGGGGACCGCGUGGGAGCCUUCCUUUGCCCGCCUCAACGAACGAGGCCGGGUGAACGCCUGGCAGGCUGAGCUCAACGACAACAACCAGUGGCUACAGAUCGACCUGCUCCAAACCAAGAAGAUGACGGCCAUCGCAAUCCAAGGUUCCAAGUCUCUCAACCGGGAAAUGUUUGUGGUGACGUAUUCGGUUCUUUACAGCGAUCGUGGCUCACGCUGGAAACCUUACACGGAGAACCUUUCUUCGGGGCCAAAGGUGCAGUCUGAAUGGUGCCCAGUGCAGUGGGGGAAUCAGAAAAUGGGUAUCGAACUCCAGCUCUGCUACCGUGCUGACCCAAGCACUUCUCCUAUCCUGCCUUGACUACUGCAUCGGCCUCCUCCUUGAUCUCCCGGCCCCCUGCUUCUCCCCACUCGAAUCCAAACUUGGCUCUGCCGCCAGGUCAUUCGAUCAGUCCGUAGCUCCCCAUUUCUU
This is a messenger RNA of Ornithorhynchus anatinus (platypus), 1362 nucleotides long. Its product is annotated as coagulation factor V-like. Lineage: Eukaryota; Metazoa; Chordata; Mammalia; Monotremata; Ornithorhynchidae. The record is from RefSeq and is a predicted model, not a curated record.